AUGUUAAACUUUUCAGGGCAGACUAAAAGAAGAACUGUUAAUUUAGGUAAUAAUCGGAAUUUAGGAUUUGGUAAUGGUAAUUUUUUACAACAAUCUAAACUUCAAAGAGAUGAAAGGCAAGAAGCAAGAAUUAGAGAAAAAUCUAUUCAAUUAUUAGAAACAAAUAUUAUAAAUUAUUUGAGAAUUUCGAAUGAAAAUCAUAUUAUACUUCUGCAAUGGAAGAAUAUAACAAUAAGUAAUCAAGAUCAAUGGGGAGAAUAUAUUUUAAAUUUUAUAGCUUUAUCAAGAUGGUUUGCAACUCGAAAUCUGGAAAUAGAAACUUUAAUACUAAGUAGACUUCAAGAUCAACUAAAGAGUACUGCACAAUUGGAAUUACCAAAACUGGCUGUAAAUUUACUUGGGAAUUACCUUACAUCGAUUCUAGAUAAUCAUAGAGUUAGCUACAGAAACAAAUUUAUACUGUUUGAGAUACUAAGAACCUUAUUUGACAGAUACUCAUUUACAAGUCCUCAACAAUUACAAAAUAUUGCAUAUAUACUAAUGGAUUACUCAGACACUCAAACAGAAAAGGAAUCACUCGAUCUUUUAAAUUAUAUGUAUGCUGUUAAUGAUAAUAAUGGUGAUCCAGCAUAUAUUAAACCUUUCAUUCAAGUUCUUAAUGUUUACGAUUAUCAAAAAGCUAAUGAAUACUACUUAUCAAUACUACGAAAAGUGUUUAGUACUCAACCAAUUGAUUGUCUUAAAAGUUUUAAAGGAUCGCCACAAUUUGAUUUUUUCAGCAGAAUUUUAACUAAUUUUUUAGUCAUUCAUGGAAAUCGACCAAUUGGUCAAGAUUAUUAUCAUUUACUACUGAUCCUUCUAAUCUAUAAUGAUUCAGUGAUCAUAGAAGAAUCUGAUGACAUUGAAAUAAAUCCCAACGAAAAAUCAUACCUAGAAGAAAUAAUACGGUGGGAUCCACUUUAUACAUCUGAAUUUUUACAAGGUUUAGUACAUUAUUUUGAGAUUGAUAAAUCAAUGGCUUUCAUUCUUUUAUUUAAAUUAAGUACAAUUCGACCAUCAAUGAAACAAAAAAUUUAUUUACAAUUAUGUGUAAAUCCUAAAAAUAUUUCAUUAUUAUUUGAAAAUUUUUCAAAUGAUAUAUAUUUUAAACAAAUACUACGAUUUGAUGGAGAAUUAAUACCAAAAAAUGAAAUUGAAGAAACAGCACAACUGAAAUUAUUUUGGAAUAAAUGUUUAUUUUUUGAAGAAGUUUAUUCAUAUUGGUUAAUAAUUUCAAAUGAUGGAGAAUUUUUUGAAAAAUCAGGACUUAAUAAAAAUGAUGUUAUUAAUUUAUGUAAAUUAUUAAAAUCAAUUUGUUUAACAUCUGUUGAAUCUGAAGCUGGUAAAUUUGUUUCAUUAUAUCAUCAAAUAAUGAAAAAAGAUGAUUUACAAUCACAAUCUUUAAAAUUAAUUGAUCAAUUAUAUUUAAAAAACCUUAGAUUAAAAUUUUUAUCAACAAAUUUUUGGUUAACAAAACUGUAUAAUUAUAAUAUUGAUAAAUUUAUAGAAUAUGCUAUUGAAGAUUAUGAAAAUCAAGAUAGUGAUGAUGAAAUAGGAUUUUAUGAUCAAAUAACACCAAAAAGACCUUUAAUUUAUACAAAAAUGAUUAAAAUAUUAUUUAAUACUCCUUAUUUUAUACCUUUCAAUGAAAGAGUUAAAAUAUUUCAAACAUUAGUUGAAAAAGAUAGAGAUAGAAUAACUCCGAAUUUUUUUAUGCAAGAAACUCCAAAAUUAGGUGCCAAAAUUAGAAGAGAAAAUUUAUUUGAAGAUGCAUUUAUAUCGUUUGGUAAUACUGGUGAUCAAUUUAAACAUAGAAUUCAAGUUGAAUUUUUUAAUGAAUAUGGACCAGAAGUUGGAAUUGAUGGAGGUGGAAUAACAAAAGAAUUUUUAACAAGUGUUGUAUUAGAUGGAAUAAAUCCAAAAUUAGGAUUAUUCCAAAUUACAACUGAUAAUCAAGUAUAUCCAAAUGAAGAAAUUUAUUAUAAAUUAAGAUUACAAAUUGAAAAAGAUAUACAGUCAUAUAAAUUAGAAUUUUUAAAAUUUUUAGGAAUGUGUGUGGGAAAAUGUUUAUAUGAAAAUGUUUUGAUUGAUGUUUCAUUUGCUCCAUUUUUUUUAAGUAAAUCAUGUAUGAGUAAUUUUAAAAAUUCAAUAAAUGAUUUAAAUUAUUUAGAUCCUGAUUUAUUUAAAAAUUUAACAAGAUUAUCAGAUAUGACAAAUUUAGAAUUAGAAAAUUUAGAUUUAAAUUUUAGUAUUGAUAUUAAAAUUGAUCUGACGACGUAUAAUAUUGAGUUGAUAAAUAACGGUUCAAAAAUAAAAGUUAAUAAAUCAAAUGUUCAAUAUUAUUUACAUAAAUUAGCAGAUUUUAAAUUAAAUCAAUCAUUGUUUCCACAAACAAAAUAUUUUUUAGAAGGUUUAUUUACAAUCAUACCAAAAAAUUGGUUGAAAUUAUUUGAUUGUUUUGAAUUACAAAUGCUUAUUUCUGGAGGUGAAAAAGAUAUAAAUAUAAUUGAAUGGCAAAAUAAUGUUGAAUAUGGAGGAUAUUUAGAAAAUGAUAAAACAAUAAAAUUAUUUUGGGAAAUUAUACAAGAAUUAAACAUGGAAGAAAAAUCGAAAUUAAUAAAAUUUGUUACAUCAGUUAGUAGAGCUCCUUUAUUAGGUUUUAAAACUUUAAAUCCAAAAUUUGGUAUUAGAAAUUCAGGAAAUGAUAAAGAUAGAUUACCAACUGCUUCAACUUGUGUUAAUUUAUUAAAAUUACCUGAUUAUCAAAAUAAAGAAAUUAUGAAAGAAAAAUUAUUAUAUGCUAUAAAUACAGAAGCUGGGUUUGAUUUAUCUUAA
Molecule: messenger RNA, 2874 nt
Organism: Lodderomyces pseudojiufengensis
Lineage: Eukaryota; Fungi; Ascomycota; Pichiomycetes; Serinales; Debaryomycetaceae
Product: ubiquitin-ubiquitin ligase
Exons: 1
Coding region: 1-2874 (957 amino acids)
Biological process (GO): protein polyubiquitination; ubiquitin-dependent protein catabolic process
Molecular function (GO): ubiquitin protein ligase activity
Source: RefSeq, a predicted model, not a curated record